CUAUAUUUAUUCAACCAUCCCAAUGGGAUUUUCCCUUAGUAAAUCUGCUACUCAGGUAUCUGCUAUGCAUAUGGAUUCAAAAGUGGAUGAUCAUUUGAUGCGAGGGACUGAGAAAAGCAAGUUGGAACCAGUGACUCAAUUAUUUCAAAACACCAAGAAAAUAAGAUUAGAAGACACAAACCAAGAACACUUUACAAGAAGUAAAGAGAUUGGCUCAGGAUCUCUUUCAGAGAAAACCUUGGGUUCUGUGGUAUAUGUUAAAGAAAAUGAUGGAAUAGAAAUGACAGAUGUGGAAUGAAGUUAUUUGUACAUA
Neomonachus schauinslandi (Hawaiian monk seal) is the source of this 313-nucleotide messenger RNA. It is a transcript of the gene C10H2orf15, whose product is annotated as chromosome 10 C2orf15 homolog. The transcript has a single exon. The record is from RefSeq and is a predicted model, not a curated record. Bases 23 to 298 code for a protein of 91 amino acids. Lineage: Eukaryota; Metazoa; Chordata; Mammalia; Carnivora; Phocidae.